This is a messenger RNA of Lactuca virosa, 1860 nucleotides long. The record is from the annotation of a GenBank genome assembly. Lineage: Eukaryota; Viridiplantae; Streptophyta; Magnoliopsida; Asterales; Asteraceae.
AUGUUGUGGGGGGUUUGCUUAGCGGGGGUUUGUUGCACAGGUCUCACUGGUUCUAAUAAUGGUGUCAGUUUGGAAAAUAGAUGCCGAAAGUGGUUGAAAUAUUGUGUUGACGACGGCGUGGGGGUGACCACGGAAGGUAGCUAUGGCGGUUAUUCGGGGUUUUGCUUAGACACCAAUGGGAGUCCAAUGAAGGUGAUUUCAACAAAAACCGAAGGUUGGAACGAGUGGUAUGCAAUUUUCGAUGACUUUGGAAGUGGUGUCGCACAGUGGUUAAUAACGGAGGAAACGACGGAGGAACAGGAAUCGAUGGGUGGAGUUUUGAUCGUACAUUAUGAGUGUUCGAUUGGUGGUGGUUCCAUGAAAAUCCGACAGUGGGGAAGUGGUUGUUCGGUGAUUUCCGAUGAGUUUUUUGGAGAAAAGAAGAGAGAGAAACAAAAGUCGGCAAAUGUGAGCUCAAGUCCAUCAAAAUCCGGUGAUAUACAUUCGAUUGGGAGUGGUGGAGGAGGAGGGAGGUUGUUCGGCGGCGGCGGUGGCGGUGGGGAUAGACGGUUGCGACCGCACCACCACCACCAAGGUCACGGACCACAGGCUUUGAAAUGUCCGCGUUGCGAGUCGUUGAACACGAAAUUCUGUUACUACAACAACUACAAUCUCUCUCAGCCACGUCAUUUCUGUAAGAGCUGCCGGCGAUACUGGACCAAAGGUGGUGUACUCCGUAACGUCCCUGUCGGCGGUGGAUGCCGUAAAACUAAGAGGUCGAAGCCAAAGUCCAGUAACAAUAAUCCUUCCUCCGAUGCUACUGUACGGAAGUCGUCUCAUUCACAAAAUUCCAGCAGUGACAGCUCUAGCCUCACAGCGAACACUACGACGGCAAAAACAAAGGUGAAGACAACGCCAAUCGCACCGGCCGCCGCCGCGGAGGUGUUGUCAGGUAUUAAAUCAACAAACUCUGCACCGACGUUGCUUAAUUUUCAGGAAUCCUCCUCAGGAUUUCUGAAUAUCACUCAAUCGUCUGCUCCGAACCCUAGCUUCGAUCCACCGCUACUGAACCACUCAUCAGCCGAAAACAACAUAUUCCCGGAGAUUGAGACAUUUACAAGCUUGAUAAGCUCAUCCACCGGUCAAUUGCCACUAGGAUUUAACAUAGCCGCCGACAUUUCACCGUUCCGGAUGCACCACACUGGUCAUCUUGUAGAAAAUUCAAACGCGAACCAACAACAAUGGAUGAAUACAGAUCAUACCAUGGAAGAUGAUUUGAAGGUUCCGGAUACAGGUCCACUGGGAUUCAUGGAUGCUCACACGGAUCAAACGGAAUUUUCGGGGUUACAUGACAAGGCAACCAACGAUGAACUUGGCACAGAGGAUUGGGAUAAUGGUACAGAUCAAGCAUUGUUUGAUCUAACAGGAAGCGUGGAUCAAUCAUACUGGAGUCAAACACAGUGGGAUGAACAUGAUCAUGGACAUCAUCAACUUAAUUACCUUCCUUAACAUCGCCAACGCCAAGGUACCGAAUUGAAUCAUCUACAAGAACUUUUUACCCACCAAAAAAAAUAACAGAAAGAGAAAAUGGAGAUAUAACGACUUGGAUCUCCUAUGUACAUCUAUAUUUUUCUUGAAAUUUCUCAUUUAUGAUCUCGAGAGAUGUUUUGGGUUUGAUGUUCUUAUUGUGAACCCGAAACUAACUCUUUUUUUUUAUAAUUUUUUUUCUUUCUUUUGGGGUUGUGAAAUUUUAGUAUGGUGAUUAUGGGUUUGAACCAUUUUAAUUUAUAAUAUAGAGGAUCAUAGUGUUUAAUUUCCUUAAUGUUUAUUAUUGUUAAAUUCAUCAAUAUGAAAUAUAGAGUAAAGACAAAAUUGCAUAAA